AUUGACCAUUUUUCAUUUCUUUCUACAGAUAUUGCUGUUGUAGAGAUGAGUGAUGCCUUUCGUCAGCCUUCCCUCUUCUACCACCUGGGAGUCAGAGAGAGCUUCAGUAUGGCUAACAACAUUAUCCUCUACUGUGAUACGAAUUCUGAGUCUCUGCAGUCGCUGAAGGAAAUUAUUUGCCAGAAGAAUAAUAUGUGCACUGGUAACUACAUCUUUGUUCCUUACAUGAUAACUCCGCAUAACAAGGUGUACUGCUGCGAUAGUAGUUUUAUGAAGGGACUAACAGAACUGAUGCAGCCAAGUUUUGAAUCACUGCUUGGGCCUAUUUGCUUACCUCUGGUGGAUCGAUUUAUCCAACUCUUGAAGGUGGCACAGGCCAGCUCGGGCCAGUAUUUCCGGGAAUCCAUCCUUAAUGACAUUAGGAAGGCCCGUACCCUCUACACUGGCAAAGAGCUUGCAGCAGAGCUGGCGAGGAUUCGGCAGCGAGUGGAUAAUAUUGAAGUCUUGUCUGCUGACAUUGUAAUCAACUUGCUGCUGUCCUACAGAGACAUCCAGGAUUAUGAUUCCAUUGUGAAACUGGUGAAGACUUUAGAAAAACUGCCUACUUUCGACUUGGCUUCCCACCACCAUGUGAGGUUACAUUAUGCGUUUGCACUGAACAGACGAAAUCUACCUGGGGACAGACAGAAAGCUCUAGAAAUUAUGAUUCCUUUAGUAGAACAAGAAGAUCAAGUAGCUUCAGAUAUGUACUGCCUGGUUGGUCGCAUUUACAAGGACAUGUUUUUGGAAUCUGGGUUCAUAGAUACGGAAAGCAGAGACAAAGGGACCUUCUGGUUCAAGAAGGCGUUUGAGUCAGAGCCAACACUGCAGUCGGGAAUCAAUUAUGCAGUGCUUCUUCUGGCAGCUGGACAUUGCUUUGAUACUUCUUUUGAGCUUCGGAAAGUUGGUAAUUACAGCUUGCAAAUUCUCAGUGAACUUGCUUUCUAGUGAAAGUACGACGCC
Messenger RNA from Meleagris gallopavo (turkey), 1002 nucleotides. NCBI's taxonomy places the organism in Eukaryota, Metazoa, Chordata, Aves, Galliformes, Phasianidae. The record is from RefSeq and is a predicted model, not a curated record.